GGACUCUCGUACUUACAAUUCUUCUUACCUCUCAUUCGGUCAUAUCUCUUCUCUUUGCUUCAUCAAGUAUCCCAACCCUUUCUUCAUCUAAACCAUAUUCAUCACUCUUUGCCAGUUUAUUUUCCUUCUCACUUUCUCGCCUUCCAAAUAUGUCCAUUAACCAUUUCCCCACUGACUUACAAGAAACCUCCUGGACUUCUCCCCAACAACAACAACAACAACAACAAUCCUUAAAUAUGGAGCCAACCCAUUAUCACAACUCCUCUUCAAACCAACAACAACAAUUCAGUUAUUGGCCUUCUCAUCAACAAUUCUUCCUCCACCGCCAUUAUCCCACUAUGUUUCCUCCCCACUUCCAUUAUCAAGCUUUGAACUUUAAUCUUAACCAGGAGGGGCAGGAUGAGGCAAAUGCCCCCGCUGACACCAGCCGAGAUCAUGAGGCUGAGGUUGAAAAAGAACCCAUGUUUGAGAAACCCUUAACUCCCAGCGACGUGGGGAAGCUCAACCGUCUGGUGAUACCCAAACAGCACGCAGAGAAAUACUUCCCACUCGGCGGCGGCGGCGACUCGGGGGACAAAGGAUUAUUACUGAGCUUUGAAGAUGAGUCCGGGAAGUGCUGGAGAUUUCGGUACUCUUAUUGGAACAGUAGCCAGAGCUACGUGUUGACGAAAGGGUGGAGCCGAUACGUGAAGGAGAAAGGAUUAGAUGCUGGCGAUAUAAUUCUUUUCGAGCGCCAUAGAACAGACGGCGAAAGGUUGUUUAUAGGGUGGAGACGCCGCGGCGCUACGGUGGCUUCAGACAGUCAUAGUGGCAGUGGCUGUGGUAAUGGUGGCGGCGAUGGCGGUGGGUGGAGCAGAGGGUUGUAUUUAGGCUCACCACAUCCUUAUCGUCCUGCUCAACCCCAUGGAGUCACUGUGCCACACCAACCUGACUGUCUUCAUGCAGGGACCGUGGCUCAGAACCCAGCUGGGAAUUCGAAGACUUUGAGGCUGUUUGGGGUGAACAUGGAAUGCCAGCUUGAUGGUUUCAAGCCGCUGAUGUCGAGCCAUGGUCAAGCUCAUGGUUACAGCAACCAGCAGCAGUUCAAUUACUCUCAGGUUUUUUCUUCAAACCGUCGUAAUUACAUGGAUCUCACUUUGUCCCAAGGAUGUCAACCAGAUGAUGAGAAAUCGCCAAGGAUAAGAUCUGGGGGAUGUGACGUUCAGGAUUUGACUUAAAUUCAAACCCCACUUGGGAGAUCAAGAAAUUUAUAAAUAUUUUAUCAGAAGAAGAAAAACCCAGAAAAAAUCAUAAAAAAAUUUAUAAAAAAAACCUGAUUAUGAGGAUGGGUGGGGUCACAUACCCCAGAAGAUGAUGGGAUGAUGAGAAGAGAAAGAGAGGAAUCUAUUUGGAACUGUUGAGAUUCUGCCUGAAGAUUUUUCCCAUAGAAAUUUGAUGAGGGGUGGAGGUAGUGGGGUGGUGAUGGGCGGUGGUGGUGGUGGGUAGGCUUUGAAUUGAUGGGACUACAAGCCCAUUCCUUUCUUUUUCUUUGUUUCUCUUUCUUUGUAAUUUUCAAUAGUGAGAGGAAGAAGGCAUUAAAGGUUUUGAAAAA
Mangifera indica (mango) is the source of this 1591-nucleotide messenger RNA. Its product is annotated as B3 domain-containing protein At2g36080-like. The coding region runs from base 150 to 1217 and encodes 355 amino acids. The record is from RefSeq and is a predicted model, not a curated record. Gene Ontology annotation, molecular function: DNA-binding transcription factor activity; DNA binding. The transcript has 3 exons. Lineage: Eukaryota; Viridiplantae; Streptophyta; Magnoliopsida; Sapindales; Anacardiaceae.